AUGUUCACUGCUCAAACUGCGACGAAGUAUCCAUAUACCGGCUUGGUAGACCUUCCGGUUGAGAUUAUUCUCCAAAUCGUCACUUACAUCAGCCCUCCCAGUAAGUCGCAUCUGCGGUUGCCUUUUGGCUACACACUCCACAGGACAAAUCUUCGAGACGGCAUUCGAGACCUCAAAAACCUGACGCUAUCAUGCACGAGGCUAUACGACAUUCUCCAGCCGACCCUGUACACCCAGAGUGGUCAAGAUGACUGGUACGCUCUUCGUUGGGGCGCUUUCCACGGCCUGACCCGGACGAUGGAAGACGCAUUCCUGGCCGGAGCACCGUUAAACUGGGUGUACGAUGAUGUCGACGACUAUCAUGCCAACAGCUACUGUCGAUGUGGCCGCUUCGACGGCGGCACUGCUUGGUCGAACAACUCCGUAUGCUGCACGCUCUUCUAUGAGAAAAAGCCCACCGGAACCCGGACUGGGAGAAAUACUCUGUAA
This is a messenger RNA of Colletotrichum chrysophilum, 489 nucleotides long. RefSeq lists its product as uncharacterized. The record is from RefSeq and is a predicted model, not a curated record. The transcript has 2 exons. The coding region runs from base 1 to 489 and encodes 162 amino acids. Lineage: Eukaryota; Fungi; Ascomycota; Sordariomycetes; Glomerellales; Glomerellaceae.